AUGUCUCUACAGUAUUACAGAAAUCAGCUUGAACUUGUCACCUUAGACGAUGGGACGAUGCAGCAAGUGCUUUACAAGCUGCAAGGGGCCGUAAAGCGGGCCACCGGUAUUCUCAAGGAAAAAGUCCCUGGAUCCCUUCCCGAGAAUACAAUUGCGCCUGGCACUAUAUACAGUGGGAUUCUUGGAGUUGCUCUUAUGUUUCUCCGCCUUGAGCAACAAGCGAGUUAUGUUGAGGACGACGAUGAAAUUCUGCAUCUUGCAUCUGAAUUCCAUGAGCUGGCCUGUUCAAGACUUAGCUAUAGUGUUCCAGAGGACAUUCCCUUGAGGCCUGGUCGAUUAUCCCCGCUUGGAUCAGCAUCUCUUGGUGCUUCCGUCCUCCGAGUCUUUGCUGGUUUGGCUCGGCCUACUAGGCAAAAGGUGCCUUCCCAUGACAUUAUCAUGCUCCAACGCACUACUGAGUUCGCGAUCAAGCAAGGAACGACCGUAGGUGGUGAUGAAGCAUUAUACGGACGUGCUGGCGUAUUGUUGGCGCUUUUGCAGAUUCGACAACAAUGCAAGGACGAUGGAAACACUGCCGCUUUCACCGCCGCUUUCACAAUGAUCCCAAGGCUUGCAACUGUUAUCAUAGAGACAGGGAAGGUGGGUGCUAGUGAUUACAAUGAUUUAUACGGAGGGCAGGAUGCCCUAUCUCUUAUGUGGCCAUGGCAUGGUAAAUACUAUCUCGGAGCUGGGCUCUGCAAGCUUACUAUCGAAAACGCUGGCAAUCUCCCAUCCUCGGUUCCCAUCCGUUCAUCUUCCCUUCAUGAUCCUUAUGUACAAAUCUGCCAUGGUUCCCCAGGUCUCCUAAUCCUGUUGGCCCAAGCGGAGAACAACAUCCACCUAAUGCAUUCAUUUUGGGAACCAGACUGGGAUAAAGCAAUCCGGCUUGGAAGUGAGCAAGUGUGGGAACGCGGGUUACUAUUCAAAGGGGGAGGAUUAUGCCACGGCAUCGCCGGGAAUGCGUGGCCUUUUUUAUUAUUAUACAACAGCUUUGAGUACGGGAAGGAACGCAUCGCAUUAGCGAGGCGCUCGUUCAAAGAGAGAACCGGCUCAGUCGCUUCUGUAGAGGAGCAACUCACACCAGAUUAUUUCCUGUCUAGGGCGUUGACGUUAUUACUCUACGCACGAAAAACGCCACCUUUCCAUCGCCGUGAAUUCCGUGACGAAUGUGAAUUUCGCAUGCCGGAUACUCCUUAUAGCCUUUUUGAAGGACUAGCGGGUACCUGCGCUGCAUGGGGUGAAGCUUGUGUAAUGAUGGCUGUACUUCCAGGAGUCGCUACUACAGUUUAA
Molecule: messenger RNA, 1329 nt
Organism: Histoplasma mississippiense
Lineage: Eukaryota; Fungi; Ascomycota; Eurotiomycetes; Onygenales; Ajellomycetaceae
Exons: 4
Coding region: 1-1329 (442 amino acids)
Biological process (GO): carbohydrate metabolic process; peptide modification
Cellular component (GO): plasma membrane
Source: RefSeq, a predicted model, not a curated record